AUGGGCCUCCCGUCAAUUCUUAGGCCUCGAAAGAGGAACACAACCACGCCCACCAGCGAGAAACAUGCAUCCACUGGGCCUUCAACGCCGACAUCCAGGCCAGAUUAUCAGACUGGAAAUGAUACAAUUCCACAAGACACACUUCGACGGGUGACCAAAACCCGCCGCGUUUUUGCUUUGACGGCCUCUAUCUCAUAUCUCAUCUCAUGGGUGUUUUUGGUGCUGGUCUUGAUCGGCAACACAUAUCCCAAAGCCGUGCUGUCCGAUAUCUACUUCUUCAGGCUAGACCUCUCAGACAUCAUCCCUCUGAGCGUUCCCAAUGCCAGACUGAUCAACUCCAUCGCCCAAUCCAUUGGUCUGCACGACUUCUACCAAGUUGGGCUGUGGAACUUCUGUGAAGGCUUCAUCAAUGAAGGCAUCACUUACUGUUCCAAACCCGAAACCCUCUACUGGUUCAACCCCGUCGAGAUCCUCAUGUCCGAACUGUUGGCAGGAGCCACGAUUGCCCUCCCCACCGAAAUCAUUACCAUUCUCUCCAUCCUGCAAAUCACCAGUCAGAUCAUGUUCGGCUUCUUCCUCACCUCUGCCAUCCUGACAUUCCUUUACAUCUUCCUCUCGCCGAUCGCCACAAAAUCCAAGUGGUACAGCUUACCACUGUCCAUCGGCGCGUUUAUCAACAUGAUGCUGGUAGUGGCGGCAAGCAUAGUAGGCACCGUCAUCAGCCUGGUGUUUAAGUACGCGGCUGAAGCGCAGAAGGAGCUCAACAUCAAGUCCUAUGUGGGCACAAAGAUGUUUGUGUUCAUGUGGUUGGCCGCUGGGUUCGGUAUCAUUGGGUUUGCGGUGCACAGUGGUAUGGGUUGCUGCUGUGUGAGCAGGAGGGAUGUCACUACUGGGAGGAGGACGCUGAUGCCUGAUGGGCAGGGGGUGCAGAGGAAGUCUGUGGUGAUGAGGUGA
Messenger RNA from Podospora anserina S mat+, 954 nucleotides. RefSeq lists its product as uncharacterized. Gene Ontology annotation, cellular component: cell cortex of cell tip; plasma membrane. Gene Ontology annotation, biological process: fungal-type cell wall organization. The record is from RefSeq and is a predicted model, not a curated record. Lineage: Eukaryota; Fungi; Ascomycota; Sordariomycetes; Sordariales; Podosporaceae. The coding region runs from base 1 to 954 and encodes 317 amino acids. The transcript has 3 exons.